UCAGAGACUUCGUGAGGCCUGCAGGAUGCGGGUCAUCCAGAAAGGCACCUUGGAGAAGGUGAUGGGGUCCCUGGUCCCAGCUUUCCCGGCUGGAAAUAUCCCCCACGUCUGCACCCUGAUGCCCAUCCACCCGGCCUUCUCCAGGGCCCAGUGGUUCCUCGAAGAGCUAUUAACAAGGUCCUGUGCACCAUCCCUCAGAUCGGAUGCCAUCAAGGUCUUCUCUGCCUCUGGAGGGAUACCUCUGCAUAACGAUUGGGGUGACACACCACAGGAGCAAUUAUUAAAGGCCACCGCUUCUGUGAUGGGAACCUGGCCAGACCUGAUACAACAUUUUGGCCAGCCACUCCUUUUCCCUGGGUUCAUCGUGAAGCAGACCUUGGUGCUGCACAGCCUCCCUGUCAAAUGCCCGGUGGGCCUCGUAAGAAGUCUUUGGGUGGAGCUGCAGCAACAGGAGCCUACAGAGGCUCAGAACCACUUAAAGAGCUCAAGCACACUCAAGAGCCAGAGGAAGGGCCUGCUCCUGGGCUAGAGCCCAAUCCAGGUGUGAUAGUGCUGGAGCCUUCUGGACCACCAGCUCUGAUCCAAGAGCCAGCUCCAUCCCCAACAACCGACUGCCCCGUGGCUGUGACCCUUAAGCACCAUAGAAGGGAGGAGAAGCUUGGCCUCCUGACAUUCCCUCCAAGACUGGUGGCCGAGCAAAU
Molecule: messenger RNA, 701 nt
Organism: Pipistrellus kuhlii (Kuhl's pipistrelle)
Lineage: Eukaryota; Metazoa; Chordata; Mammalia; Chiroptera; Vespertilionidae
Product: ral guanine nucleotide dissociation stimulator-like
Exons: 4
Coding region: 26-529 (167 amino acids)
Source: RefSeq, a predicted model, not a curated record